Messenger RNA from Nothobranchius furzeri (turquoise killifish), 4705 nucleotides. RefSeq names its product syntrophin, gamma 2 (gene sntg2). Gene Ontology annotation, molecular function: protein binding; structural molecule activity. Gene Ontology annotation, cellular component: intracellular anatomical structure; dystrophin-associated glycoprotein complex. Lineage: Eukaryota; Metazoa; Chordata; Actinopteri; Cyprinodontiformes; Nothobranchiidae. The record is from RefSeq and is a predicted model, not a curated record.
GAACUGAUGUGGAUAUGGUCCAGGACCAGGUGAGAGGGUUAAUGCUCUCUGACGCGUGAGGAUUCAGGUUGGGUCGCAGCAGCUGCGGACAAUCAGCGCUGAUUCACCGCCGGUUCGGUCCCGCUGCCGCUCGACCCUCUCCGGUCUCUCCGGGCGCGAGCCGCUCAGAACUCUCACGGAACCGUCAGACAUGCCAUACCGGACCCGUAACCUGGACACCGGGGAUAAACGCUCGCCGGAUAAAUGACUUGAGAAACUCCCGGUGAAGUGAGCGGCGGCUGGAAAUGAAUGUGACCGGGAAGCAGCACCAGCCUGAGUCCAUUGAGCGACCCGCCAGCCUCCCGGUACCAACCUCGACGAAAUCUGGAAUAGCUUUGCUGUUCAAUGAGGAGAGCAACAACACCUACGACGUCUGCCUGAGACUGACCCGAGACGCGCUAACCAUACAGAAGCUGGAUGUGGUUUGCACAAGUGGAAGUGAGUCCCAAGUAAAUCACAGAACUGUUGUACUGCGGAGACAAGCGACCGGCGGUCUGGGCUUAAGCAUCAAAGGAGGUGCUGAGCACAAGGUGCCCGUGGUCAUUUCAAAGAUCUUUAAAGACCAAGUAGCCGAUCAGACGGGGAAGCUGUUCGUCGGAGACGCCGUUCUGCAGGUUAAUGGGAUUAAUGUGGAACACUGCACCCAUCAGGAAGUUGUUCACCUCCUCCGUACCGCGGGAGACGAGGUCACCAUCACCGUUCGCUACCUGAGAGAAGUCCCGUCGUUCCUGAAACUGCCUCUGGGUUCUCCGGGUUUGGGCCACAGCCGAGUUUCCUCUCCGCUCUUCGACAGCGGCUUACAUUUAAGCUCAAAUGGAAGCAACACGACUCCGUCACCGCCUUCGCCAUCAGCUGAAGAACCAAAGUACGAGAAGCGCUGGCUGGACGCCGUCUGCCUGCCCCUGCUGAUGGCCAGAGUUUCCAGAUACAAAGCCGGGACGGAUAAAUCCAGGACCAACUGUUUUGAAGUGCUUGCCUUGGAUGGAACCGACACCAGUAUUCUCCAGUUCUGCACAUCAGCAGAAAGCACAGACUGGCUCCAAGCAAUAUCUACAAACAUCAACGAUCUGACGCAGGAGCACGUAAAAAUAAUAAACAAGUUCUGCUCUUCAGAUGAUCAGAUUGUUCACAUGGGCUGGGUGUGUGAAUGUCCAGAGAGCAGAGCCACUGGUCGACCUUCAGCGCUCAAGUUCCUGGCGCUCAGAGGAGCAUAUUUUUAUAUCUUCAAAUGUCCUCCGAUCGACACCGCUGACUGGGGACAGGCUGAAACCACAUAUAACCUCUAUGAGGUCCUUUUCAAAGUUCACAAGCUGUGGAUGUCCGAGGACUGCUGGCUCCAGGCGAGGCUGUACCUGGGAUUGGAGCUCUCCCCGGAGCAGCAGGACGUGGAAUCCCUGUGCUUCAGCAUUCUGGUGGGUCACGGCCAGAGCCACACCUUCAGGGUGGAGCUGGCCUCGGAGCUGGCCGUCUGGGAGAAAUCCUUCCAAAAAGCCGUGUUCCUGGAGGUCCAGCGGAUACGGAAGUUUUGGUGAUGCUUCCCGUCUCAUUCAACUCCUGCAGCUGGAAGUUUGAAGACAUGAAACAGAAAACAGACUGGGGUUGUUGUUGGAGCACGUUCGUGAGCGGCGGUAACGACGUCGGUUUACCUGAUGAGCCGUUGGGUGAUUUUCUGUAGGAGCAGCUCGUUUGCACAUCUGAGGACUCGUAUGCUUGUGAGGACGCGUGGAGACGUCUCAGAUUUGGCUGAAAUGACACAAACGGCGGAAUUUUAUUCAGAUUUAUGAUCAGAUCAGGAGUUUAUUAAAACAGAACCUGGAGGCAGAUUUAACAGGAUCUCAAGGUCAGAACAAAAUGAACCAAACAAAUGAAAUUACUUAGCAUCAGUUCCUCAUCUACUGUCUCCUCCGUACCGGUGGUCUCCACCUUCGGCCCUGGAGCCACAACUGCUUCUUUGGACCCUCCACUCUGGUGCCUAAAACCCUAAAAAUUAUUUUAAAAACUCACGUGUUUAAACAUCCAAAAGAGCAGAUUUAAGAAGCUUUUCAUGUUUUUAAUGGAAUAGUCAUUGAAUUUCUACAACAGACACCAAAACCAUCAGUUUCCGUUCCGUUGGUUUCCACUAACAUCAACAUUUCAUUCACCAUCAGCGCCAGUGGUUCAUCCAGAACAAGUUCAUUUACAUUUAUGAACACAUUUUGUAUUUUUUUGUGAUGUAAUUAUAAAUCUACAGUUUUUAAUUGCAUCUAAAAGUUUAUGUUUCCAUAAACGAUGUUUUAAAAUGUGUUUAGGAAGCUAAAGAAUAAUCCUCACAUCACUGAGCCGUUAAAUUACCUCUGAAGGGGAUUUCUGAGAAGUUUUUCUUUUGUUGAGAAGAGAUGAUUCAGCGGUUCGGUCUGAACGUCUCCUGUCCAUCAAAAGGAUCAAACACUUGUUUGUUUUUGUCAUUAAGGCUGAAGGUGAAGAUUAAGUCUGGCGAAGCUUGGAGGAUGUUCUAAGGAACGUUCCGUCCUCAGAAUGAACCAUCUGACACGAUUCAGGAAACCUUUUGUUCUCAGUUUGAUGUUUCACCUCCACGUUUGAUCUGAAAGCACCAACUUCUCCUGAGGAGUUUAGGAACUUCUCCUCCCAUCUUAUCUUUGGUUAAAAAGGAGGAAUGAAGAAUCUUCCUGCAGCCAGCUUUGAUUCGGGGGGUCUUAGGAAGGAGGAGCUAAAGAUUUAAAAACAUUUUUAGAUUUAUAACUAGAUUAAUAGAUUAGAUUCAAACUCCACAUCCCUUAAGACACAGUUGAAAGUAGUUAAAGAGCAAGUCACCCCCCUACCAGAGUCUAACCCCACUCCCAUUUCCUGAAAAAUGCACCACAAGGAGGCGUUGCCUGGCAAACCGAAAGGGCGGAGCCACUAGCAAAUUCACAAUAGCGAUGGCAGAUUAAAAUUAUAAUGUAGUGCAGUUUUUACUUGAAGAGGGCACAACACUGACAGUUUUGGGCAGAAUAUGUAAAUUUUAACUAAGAUGCAUUAAAGUGCCAAAUUAUUGACUACACGUGUCUACAGCAUGACUAGACUCAUUAAUAUAGUUUAGCAGCACAAAUGUUGAUUAGGGGGGACUUGCUCUUUAAAUCUGCCGUUUUUAAAGUCAUUCAAUAAGAAAUAGUUUUUCAACGCUAGCAAAGAUAGCUAAGAGGUUGGGCAACAAAAAACUAUUCCAUGGAUGAAAACUAUUCCAUCAGCUUAUGAUAAACAAGUUUCAAUACAGCAACAAUCUUAUUUCCUUCUUUUAUUCUCUUUUGUCUUUCUGACCUUUCUUCUUUCCUCCCUCCCUCGCCCCUUGUUUCCUUCCUUCCUUUGUUCCUUAAAUGUGAUUUUCUCUUUUUUCCUUUGUCCCUCUCAUCCUCAACCAUUUCCUUUGUGAAACGUUUUCAUUUUAAAAACGUUAAAACUCUGAUAAUCAAACCAAAUCAAAGUCCCGUCAGACGUCUCUGCGCUGAUGGUUUUACAACGAACUCCAGACCUAGCGGCACGAUUUCUUCAGCUCUGUUUGAGUCCUUUCCGUUUCGUUUUUCCAUCAGAGAGAAAUUUCUAAACCGAUACCUGCUGUUUCUUUUAUCCGAGUCUCAUCCGGCGCAGAAAAUAGCAAAUUUUACUCAGCUAUUGUAACGACGUCGGGUUCCUGCCUGGAAGCACAACUUUAAUCAUCCGUAUGUGCCGUUUCGCCGCUUCCUCACUGAGCUCUAAAAGGUCUCGCUCAGCCAUGAUCACACAUUGUGUUCAGGAAUUAAGUCGGAACGCCACAUGUCGGGUCGGACUCUUCAUCAAACGGCCGGCGGUCCUUCUGUAAUCCUCUCCAUUCCUGACCUCUCACCCCUCUGACAGGGGCGAUCAGAGAUAAAGGCCGACGCCUGAGAGCCUUAGAGCUCAGAAUACUUCAUCAGGAAUAUUUUACAUUUGAGCAGAACUUCUGUCACAGGAAUCUUUAACGGGUCGGCACCAGAACCGGCAUCUAGAGCCAAAACUAUCAUUUUAUUUUAUAAUUUAAUAAAUAAGUAAAACACCAGUAGAUCCUCCACUAGGGGGCAGCACAUGCUCAGGACUGAUGAAGGUACUAGACCUGAUGCUCCAUCUGGACGCUUGAAGGACAGAAGUGGUUUAAGGAUUUGUGACGAUGGUCCAGAUGUAUUUAAACUUUGUCUGGAACAACACUGUAACUUAUUCUUGACUCUGCGUGUCUCUAAGAUUAAUAAUCUGCAGUUUUUCUGCGGACUGCACGGUGGUGUGGUUGGUAACAAGAAGGUAACAGGUUUGAUUCCCAGCUGCAGCCUUUAUGCCUGUAGUUAGCAUGUUCUGCUCCUGCGUGUGAGGGUUUUCUUCCAGACAAAAAACAUGCAUGUUGGCUUAACCAGAGAUGUGAGUUGGCGCCAUUUGGUUGUCUCUUGAGUGUCCCCUUGAUGGACUGGAGACCUCACCUGGUGACUGACGAAGACACCAGCUUCCAGAGACCCUAGAGAGCAAUGUUGGAAUGUUUUCUGUGGUCCCUCCCUGUCCCGCCGCCAGAGAAACCAGACUUUAACUCGGCAGGAGGUCGGUCCAUGAGGUGUCUUUGUCUUUUGCACAUUUAAUAAUCCAUGACUUUGUUCUUUUUUAUUUUACACAGCGCAGUAAAAUAACGUUU